AUGUCCAUACCGACCUUCAGCUUCGAAAUGCCCGAGUAUGCCAAAGGCACCGGGGAACAGAGAGGAUCGUAUCUGUCGUCUUUUGCACGCUGGUUUCAGCUGAAGAAGUACCAAUACGAGGUCACUUUCUCGCUGUACAUGCUUACGUCGACCGAGAAGUUCAUCUUCAAUCUAAUCCUCUUCAUCCUUGUCUCUCUUCUGGUCACCGCUGCGUCGUUCUACCUGCCGAACCACAUCGCCGUCAUCUACAACCGCAUCUACUACUACGUCAACGGCGAGUUCGCCUACGCCACUGCCACGGCAGGAGGGAAGGCGGUGUCCUACAUGACGGACGGGCUGGCGAUGAAUUCGGGAACACCGGCAUUGGUCACUUCUACUGCACAGGUUAUGGGAGACUCGGCCGCGGCCGCAUUGAGAGACCUAUAG
This is a messenger RNA of Capronia coronata CBS 617.96, 426 nucleotides long. RefSeq lists its product as uncharacterized. The transcript is spliced from 2 exons. The coding region runs from base 1 to 426 and encodes 141 amino acids. The record is from RefSeq and is a predicted model, not a curated record. Lineage: Eukaryota; Fungi; Ascomycota; Eurotiomycetes; Chaetothyriales; Herpotrichiellaceae.